Messenger RNA from Exophiala bonariae, 1734 nucleotides. RefSeq lists its product as uncharacterized. The record is from RefSeq and is a predicted model, not a curated record. The transcript is spliced from 2 exons. The coding region runs from base 1 to 1734 and encodes 577 amino acids. Lineage: Eukaryota; Fungi; Ascomycota; Eurotiomycetes; Chaetothyriales; Herpotrichiellaceae.
AUGGCCGUUUUGCUCACGUCCUCAUUAGGCGUGAUCAUAACGCUUGUUGCGGCGCGAUUAUGGUUAUUGUUGAACGUACUGCUUGGGGUAUGUGUUGAGCGGUUGCUUGAACAGGGCUCCAACGGUCCGGAAGAAGUUCUGCUGGUCGAUGUGAGACUAUCAAGUAAUCCACUCACUCCAGAACAAAUGCAACGAGCCCAGCUAGUAGAAGGGGCGGUCACUCUCAUCAAGUCUGGUGGCGACCGAAAUCUAGAAACUGGUUGGAAACUCCUCAAGCACCUAUAUACUCUUCGGAACAGUCUCGGUUCUCACCGCAAGGAAGCUGCACUUUUCCUCGGAACAGCAGUCUUGUGUCUCUCAUAUUUUGUCUCCGUGACAAUCGGCGGUGUGUUCAGUGCCUACAUCGUCCUUGAUAGCCAUGGUCUUUGCAAGUCCACCAAUUGUGGCCACUGGUUUCCAGCAGAUGUUUGGUCCGGUGAUCCAACUGAUGGCAAUGUGGCAGUUGCGCAAGUCGCCAUCCACAACGCCAAAGAGGAGGGAGCUGCCUCUCAUGUUGCGAGAUGCUAUAGGGGUGCUGGCUCGGUGGAUGGAUGCGAUAAUCUCUUGUCGAAGAGCAUUGCCUAUAAUGUUAGCAUGAGUAAAUGCCCCUUGCCUGGCAAUGUUUGUGCCCACGAAGAUCUUGCCCUUAGUCUCGAUACCGGAUGGCAAGAUGCAAGAGUUCUUGGUAUCAGUUCUCCCCAAAAGUUAAUAUUCCGACGCCGCACCACUUGUGCCCCGUUGGUUACCAACGAGACAUACGUCAAACCCUUUGGAGGACCUAAUGGUAGAUUGACUAUUCGAUACUACUAUGGGCCUGCGAUUGGUCAGAAUUACACAUUCGAGACACCCAUGAAUGACUUGAACACUAGGCCAUACAUGGGUACGUACAUUGUCAAGCCACGAGUAUGCUGGCGUGUUGGGGAUGCGCAUCAUGACAACAUUGCGCUACAAAACACGACGCACACCCUCAACUCCCCAGGAGCUCGUUUGCUGUACAGCGUGCUGGGUUCUUUUGGAAGAAUCGUUGAAGGCAUCGGUGUGCGUCAGGCUAGAGCACUUCAAGCUCAGACAUUCGUGAUUCCAAAUACCAAUUUAGCCGUGCAGAAUGGAGAGUGGAAGUCGGAGGUUGAGAGUUUCUUCCAGAUGUCACUCGCGAUGCUUCAGAAUGGAGUGGUUGACAUUGCAAAUGGUGCUUUUCAUGAUAGCCCAGGCGCGGUGAACCUUUUCGAACGAGCCGGCUACACCAGGUCUCAAUGGGCACCCAUGUGUGACAUGGUACUGGUACAGGCACCCGGAUUCAAAAGUGUCAGUUUGGUGGCCUUGGUCUUCGUCCUGAUCAUGGCAGCCUUCAUCACGAUUGCAAGCAUCGAGAUUCGGGGCGAGUUAAUUAUCGUCCGUUACAUCGCUCUCUUCCUUAUCUUCAUAUGGACUUUCCUGUGGUGGAUUGUGAAGAGUGUCGCCUCUUUUGUGUGGAACAGAUUAAAGAGUUCCUUCAAUUUUCUUUGUGAAAAACGAAGAGACAUUGCGAAGGCGCUCCUUGCAGGAUUGAAAGCAAUCGCAAAAUUUGUACUGUCGUCCCUGAUCAAACUCAUUGGCUUUGCAUACGAACUAGCGGACAAGAUCAUUGAAUAUCAGAGAGCCCAUAGCUCAGCACGGCCACAAUUAAACCACGAGCCUUCAGACGGGGUCACUUGA